AUUGGAGUGUUUUCAUUGGUUGAUAAAGGGAUCACACGGCUUGAAAUGCUAAAAUUCUCAGCCGUCAAUAGAACCGUGGCUUUAAGAGAGAUCAGGAAGUACCAGAAGAGCACGGAGCUUCUGAUCCGUAAGCUCCCGUUCCAGCGUCUGGUUCGUGAGAUCGCUCAGGAUUUCAAGACGGAUCUGAGGUUCCAGAGCAGCGCCGUCGCGGCUUUGCAAGAGGCGGCGGAGGCUUACCUUGUGGGUUUGUUUGAAGACACAAAUCUGUGUGCGAUUCACGCCAAGAGGGUCACCAUCAUGCCCAAGGAUAUCCAGCUCGCAAGGAGGAUCAGAGCGAUGGCUUCACCGAGUGAGAGGGAGAGAUCGGAGGAGCCUCCGAAGCUAGAGGAGCCAGAGCCACCAACCAAUGAAGAAUAUGAUUCUGAUGAUUGGGAAACUUUGUCAGAUGACUUUAGCUGUAUGGAGAAGAGUGGGCAAAAAGCGGGGGUUUCGAUGUCGACUUCUCGAAACUCCGCCACACAUUCGGUUCCGGAUAUUUGGAUCCCGACGACGAAGAUGGCUGGUAUGGCGAGCCUGGAACCAGCAGAGAUUUUCUCAACCGUUUGUGCAAUAUGGCUAUCUCCUUCUUCGAAGAACGCGAGCCUAGAACUUGUGAGGGUUCUAAGGGCAAAUUAUCAUCCAUCUUCUGCGGUUACGUUCUACAUCACGUUCGAAGCCAAUGAUACUUCAGAUGGUAAUCAGACGAAAGUGUAUCAAUGCGUGGUACGCUACUUUCCUGGAGACAGUGAAAUGGAUAGGACAUCGAUACUAGCGAUGACUUCACCGAGUGAGAGAUCGGAGGAUCCUUCUUCCCCUAAGCGUCCGAAACAAGAGGAACCAGAGCCACCGACCAAUGAAGAAUAUGAUUCUGAUGAUUGGGAAACUUUGUCAGAUGACUUUCGACUGUAUGAAGAAGAGUGGACAAAGAGCGGGGGUUUUGAUGUCGACUUCUCGAAACUCCGUCACACAUUUGGUUCCGGAUUUGUGGAUCCCGACGAUGAAGAUGGCUGGUAUGGCGAGCCUGGAACCGGCAGAGAUUUUCUCAACCGUUUGUGCAAUAUGGCUAUCUCCUUCUACAAAGAACACGAGAAAACAAGCCUAGAACUUGUGAGGGUUCUGAGGGCAAAUUAUCAUCCAUCUUUUGCGAUUACGCUCUACAUCACCUUUGAAGCCAAUGAUCCUUCACAUGGUAACCAGACGAAAGAGUUUCAAUGCGUGGUUCGCUACUGUCCUCGAGACACUGAAGUAUACUCUUGUAGGCCUAAACCCUAGAGGUAUUAUAUUUACACAAUUGUCUUAGCAUAUUUGAGUUUAGUUUUUCAUCUGACAUUUCAUUGUUCUGCAUACAACUUCUCUCUCAAGUUAUAAAAUAAGCUUUAUCUGUGUGGAAUCUAUGGUAUCAGCUCACCUUCCGCUGGAUACUACUAACUAGUUGGUUAGGUUGAGGCUCGGAGUCUCAUGAUGUCUUCGAUUUCAAUAUUGUUGUUACAUAAUCGCUUGUUAUGAUUAUAUCAGUCCAACUAAUUCUAGAUCGGAAGAAAAUUCUUGUUUGAGUUAGAUCUCGGUAUGUGUUAGGCACUAUGAUAGCAUU
Messenger RNA from Thlaspi arvense, 1630 nucleotides. The record is from the annotation of a GenBank genome assembly. NCBI's taxonomy places the organism in Eukaryota, Viridiplantae, Streptophyta, Magnoliopsida, Brassicales, Brassicaceae.